Symbiodinium natans is the source of this 792-nucleotide messenger RNA. The record is from the annotation of a GenBank genome assembly. Lineage: Eukaryota; Dinophyceae; Suessiales; Symbiodiniaceae.
AUGGCCCAAGAGUCUGCCAGGCUUCUGCAGGUGCUGUUUGCGCUGCAACGCUGCUUUCGCGCGGCAUCAUCGACGUGGUCCCACGGCUGCCUGGAGAGCACUCUGGUGAAGGCGGAGCGACAGAACACGUCCUCACCACUGAUUCCUGCGCAGCUUUGCUGGCCCUCCGCGGCUAAGCAUGGUUGGUCAGAUGUGUUCGCCACGCUGCGAGCGGCUCUGCACUCGCCGUUGGCGUUACGGAAUACUGCCCAAGUGAUCAACACCUGGAUCUACGAGCUAAACGAGCUGAAGCUGAGGGAUCCCUGGGCGGCCUCAUCCAUGUCCCACAUGCGACUGCCGCGUACCGCUAUGGGCAACCAUCCGUCCUUGCACCGGGGCGAUUUCGAGGCCAUGGGUUCCGAGCAUCGGGGCACAACGUUGGUUCGGCUGCUUCGCGAGACCUACCAGUCCAGGCAGGAUGACAGGAACGGUCUGGUUCUGGUCGAGCUGGGAACCUUUGAGGCAGAGCUGACAAGAUACCUUGCAAAGUACGGAUCUGGCUACCUUUCCGAGAUCCACACAGUGGAUUGUUACGAUGAGGCUGCGGAUAUCGUUUUCGUAGAUGCCGAUCAUUUCUACGAGCCCGUGAAGGCAGACAUCAAGGCUUGGUGGCCCAAAGUCUCUCCUGGUGGGAUACUGUCAGGCCACGACUUCCGCUUCGGAGUGGGAGGGGCCCGCGAGGCCGUCCUGGAGUUGUUGGGGAACCGCCAAAUCUUCCUCGAUUCGGACGCGGUUUGGUGGACACGCUUCUAA